Chelmon rostratus (copperband butterflyfish) is the source of this 2602-nucleotide messenger RNA. RefSeq names its product TSC22 domain family, member 3 (gene tsc22d3). The coding region runs from base 477 to 1283 and encodes 268 amino acids. Gene Ontology annotation, biological process: regulation of transcription by RNA polymerase II. The record is from RefSeq and is a predicted model, not a curated record. The transcript is spliced from 3 exons. NCBI's taxonomy places the organism in Eukaryota, Metazoa, Chordata, Actinopteri, Chaetodontiformes, Chaetodontidae.
AAAAAAAAGUGAUAAGCAGCGAGCAGCUUCUGGGUUUUGCUUUCAAGCGCACUCCUGCUGAAUCGGUGUGAGUGAGUGUUUGUGUCUGUGUGAGUGUGCGUGUGUGUGGGGCGUUCACUCUCUCUCCUGCCACAGUAGCAACACAUUGCGGCAGCGUCGGCCCUGAACAAAAGGCUAAACGCAGCAGAGCCACAGGAGGAGAAACUCAGGGAUAGAAGCAGGCUGAGUGGCCCAGCGUGACUGCAUUUCUCAGGGAGGAACUCAACCUGCCAUUUAACCCUCCUGGCCCCGGAGUGGAGACCAGCCCAGGCUGCCUGUCUGUGUCUGAGCUGAGGGGAACACCCUGUUACUCCCUGUUUCGUCUUUCACUUUGUCUUUCAUUCAUACACCUCCGUCUCCCUCAUCCUUUACUGAGAUUCCUGCACCCGCCCUUCUCUACCUGGGCGCCUUUCCUUUUCAUCCACCUGUCCUUCGAGAUGUCAGACGAUGACUGCCGCUCGCCCAUCGGCCUGGACUGCUGCAGCUGCUGCCUGGACCUGGCCAAUGGCUGUGAUGACUCCAUGUCCAGCAAUCCGGCUCAGGGCCUCGGUACUACUGGGGGCCUGCCGGCAAGCCCCACCAGCCCCAGCGUCAGUCACUUCCGCCAGCUCCGCAACCAGCUGAUGUACCAGAACCUGAACACAGACAAGCUGAACAACAUCAUGAGGCAGGACUCCCUGGAAUCUGUGGUGAGGGACCCCUGCUUCCUGCUCAAUGAGGGGAUCUGCAACAGCAACAUUGACCAGACCAUGCUGUCUAUACUGCUCUUCUUUCACAGUGCCUCUGGUGCUAGCGUGGUGGCCAUCGACAACAAGAUCGAGCAGGCGAUGGACCUCGUCAAGAACCACCUGAUGUACGCGGUGCGCGAGGAGGUGGAGAUCCUCAAAGAGCAGAUCAAGGAGCUGGCGGAGAAGAACAACCAGCUGGAGAGGGAGAACUACCUGCUGAAGAACCUGGCCAGCCCCGAGCAGCUGGAGAAGUUCCAGUCCCGCAUCCCGACGGACGUGCUGCUGGACAAUCAGAGCGCCCAGGUGACCCCGCGAGCAGCAGCAGACCUUCAUCCACAGCUCUGGCUCUGCUGUGUAAGUGGCUCUGCCUUGGGGGCGGGCAGAGCCACUGUCUCUAACAGUAAUGGACCUCAUUUGAAUGAAGCGUACGAAAUCGCCGUAGCCGAGAACCCCUUCGAAGCAGCGAAGGUGAAGCAUCGGGCUGCAAAUGAUCGAUGGGACACAAAAGAACGUUGACUCUGAUAAGCACAAAACAGAACUUAAGACGCUCUGACCGGUGCGGUGUCAGGCCCGUCCUCUGAUACCGUCCAACUCUUGUAGAGUCUCCGUGUAGACAAAAGCGCUGAGAAUAGAGAGAGAGGGCUGACUAGAUACCGCGCCGAGCGCUUGCUUUUCAGACAGGUGGGGGGGCUUCCCCCGCCUGGCCGAACCCUUCCGACGAGCACCCUUCGCUCUAGAGAGGGGUGCGGGGGAGGCGUUGAUGGGGCUGGCCCUUGCAGGUGCUAACUUGGAAAGGGCGGCGCUCCCCGCUCACCCAGGGGAGGCCCCCGCCCGAGACGGUCCCCCGCGUCUCAACGAGAAGAGCCCCAUCAUGUGGAUUUGUCCGACGGAGCAAACACAAGCGCCACGCCACACAUUUCAGCCGCAUAUCGAGGACUUUUCCUGCACCUUCAGUGUAUUGCUCAUGUCUUCAUGUACAUUUAAGCAUAACAAGAAUAAUCAACAGGAUAAGCUACGGCAGCAGAGGUGGGAGGUUAAUGCAGAGUUUAGCCUGUUAGAGCCGGUGGACCGCUGCAGUACACCGAUCGUAUACUGUAACGAUUCACAAAAAGUAAUCUUGUAUUGUCUGCAGAUGGGGCUUGCUGCUUAUGGGGGAAGUUAAUCCUGCUAUAUCCUGUUUUUUGUUUGUGAUUCUGAACAAAAUCAGCUGUUUGUAAGAUAGGAGUGUUGUACAGUGGUCUUAAAGAUUUUCGUGUGUAAUCCAGGGCGACGGGCGAGCCUGGCCGCCCUGCUUGCCUAGCUCCUCACAGUAAAGGAUAACUACAAUGUACAUAAAUGCCGAAACGUCCUGAGGAGAACUCAGCGGCGGUGGCGAGCACGUCGGCGCUGCACAUGCACUCCUGAUUUUAGCGGCGCCGUCCAGAAUCUGGUCCGUUUCUCGCUUUGUCUGGUUUUUUUUAGAUGCCAACUUGAAAACGAUGGCAUGACAACAGUGCCUGUCUGUAGUAAGAGAAACGCAUUUCCACACUGAGCUCUGUUGUUGUUUUCUAGCUACCAAAGACUCCCCCCCCCACCCCCCCCCCCCCCCCCCCCCCCCCCCCCCCCCCCCCCCCCCCCCCCCCCCCCCCCCCCCUUUGUUUUUUUACUCUCACAACAACAGAAGCCAAGCAAACCAGGACCAUGUGUAAAACUUCACAGGGAGAAGCUAGUGCUAAAGUUUCUAUGUGUUUUUGUAAAGAUAACGGUGUUGUUGCUGUAAAGUAUCCUGGAAACAGUUGUUCACUAUGGUGUUUGGAUACAGCUGCACAUUUGCAAUAAACCUUAUGUUUACAUAA